AUGCCAGAAGUCACGAGCCCCAAAGAAACACUUACAGCAGCAACACAUCAAGAUCACAAGACAAUGCCUAAAGAGAAUACUGAAAUUGUAGACAUGUGUACUGAUGCAAAGUGCCUUGCCAUACUAGAAGCCUUGUACAUCAAAGAAUUCAGCCCUGAACUCAACAUACAAGCCAAAAACCUUCAGGUGUCUAGGCCUAUCUAUGAAUUGAUAAUCGGUAACGUUGAAGGGGUGAGGGACGUUCGGAACACGGACGCCGCGACCCAAACCGAAGAUCAAGUAGGUGCCGCCCUGACACGAGCCCAGGCACGAGACACACGGCCCGUGGUCCCUCUCAAGCUCACAUCACCUGACGAGCUGCUCAAUAGCGCUAACGUCACUGCCGCACAAAAGACCGAUCCCUCCCUUGCAAACAUUCGGAAGCAAGCCGCUGAGGGGGUAUCGAGGGUAAAUAAAUACGGAACGACUCGCUUCUGCCAACACAGAGGAAAGUUGUAUAGAGAAGUCGUCUCCGACCUCGGUGAGACUCGGUCGCAAUUCGUGGUGCCUGCACAGUACCGCCACGCGGUGAUGGAGAUGGGGCACUGCGCGGCCUUGGGUGGUCACAUGGGGCGACAGAAAACACAAGACCGCAUUAGUCACACAUUUUUCUGGCCUGGCGUGAUGGCCGAUAUCGCGAGAUUCGUGAGAUCCUGUGACGUGUGUCAAAAAACUGUAGACAAGGGCCGUGUGAAACCUGCGCCGCUAAGACCCAUGCCCCUUAUAUCCGAACCAUUUGAGAGGGUAGCCGUAGAUAUUGUUGGGCCGAUCACGCCACGCGCGACUGACGGAUCAAAAUAUCUACUCACGUGUGUGGACUUCAGCACCCGUUGGCCUGAAGCAGUACCUCUGAAAAAUAUAGAGGCCACCACGGUGGCUGAAGCGCUGGUAGGGAUAUUCUGCCGUGUGGGCAUUCCCAAGGAGGUGCUGAGUGACCGAGGCACUCAGUUUACGUCUGCCAUGAUGGACGAGACGUUUAGGAUUCUUUCUGUGAAGGGCCUUAACACGACACCCUGGCAUCCCAUGGGUAACGGUCUGUGUGAAAGGUUCAACGGCACACUGAAAAAAAUGCUCAAGCGGCAGGCCGCCGAGCAACCCAAGGAAUGGCCGAGAUUUGUGGCUCCUCUCCUGUUCGCAUACAGGGAAGCACCGCAGAGUACUCUGAAGUUCUCGCCUUUCGAGCUACUCUAUGGGAGAGCAGUGCGCGGUCCACUCCAAGUGCUGAGAGAGCUAUGGGACGAGGACGUGCCAAGUCCGGAGGUACGUACGACAUACGAGUAUGUUAUAAACCUGGCUGGCAGACUUAGGGAAACCUGUCGUAUGGCCAAGGAAGAACUCCUGAAGGCCCAGGAGGUACAAAAGGCCCAUUAUGAUCGCAAUGCGCGACUACGCACCCUGCAGCCUGGCCAGGAGUGCUUAGUACUCCUACCCACUGCUCAUAAUAAGUUGCUGGCGCAGUGGAAGGGGCCUUAUGAGGUCCUAGAGCGCGUCUCCGACUUAAAUUAUGUAGUAUUGAUUGAUGGGAAACGGAAACGUCUUCACAUUAACAUGCUUAAAGAGUAUCACGCGCCUACCAUCUCUGGUAGCGCUGGCGCUCAGGAACCAGCAUAUGCUGAGGAUAGGGCCACCUGUUUGAAAGCCGUGCGUGAUAUUUUUUCCCUUUCAACAGCUGCGAAGGAGGAAGGUGAGAUCAAAUGUAGUGCAGCUGUGAUUCACGAUGCAGAGGACAUAGGAGACGGUCCUCUCACUGUACAAAAGCGUCAGACGGAGACCGUAGAUGACGUCACAUUAUCUGAAAGGCUAACACCUGAGGAAGUAUCGAUAAUAAAGGAUCUUCUAGGUGAAUACGCGGAGGUCUUUUCUGACAAGCCUCGCGUGGCACGGGUGUCGCCACACAAGAUCACCCUAACGAACCGAAAGCCAGUGAAGGUGAAACCCUAUCAGGUCCCUCUGCAGCUUAGGGACGCUGUGGCUGAGGAAAUACAAGAAAUGGAGGACUUAGGCAUUAUCGAGAGAUCCGAUUCUCCGUACUGUAGUCCUAUGGUCGUCGUACGCAAGAAAGACGAUAGUGUUAGGAUCUGCGGUGACUUCCGAAGGAUUAACGCAGUAACACAAAUAGACGCAGAGCCCAUGUUCGACCAACAGGAGAUAUUUAGUCGGCUGUCACACUCGAGGGUGUUUAGCAAACUGGACCUCACGAAAGGAUUCUUUCAGAUCCCGCUUGACCCCGAGUCAAGGAAAAUAACGGCUUUUGCCACCCCUAGCGGCCUCUAUCAAUAUCGGGUCCUUCCUUUCGGCCUUGCCAAUUCUCCCGCGGUCUUCAACCGCCGAAUAAGACAGGUACUAGGUGACCUGAAUGGGGUCGAGGUUUUCGUAGAUGACGUACUGAUUCAUUCUACGGAUUUGGAGGACCACGUAAGACUGUUACGUAUGGUCCUUGAUAAACUCAGAGAUGCCAACAUGACGGUUAAGCCGAGCAAGUGUGAGUUGGCCAAGGCAGAUGUCGAAUUCCUAGGCCACAAGGUGAGUCAAGGACAGUGCCUCUGCUUGGAGGACAAGGUUCAGAAAAUAAAGGAAGCUCCUGUUCCCCACACCAAAAGACAGGAGAAGGACGGCGACAUCUUCCCCGUGGCCUAUCACAGCAGGAAGCUCAAACCGGCAGAGAAGAACUACAGCACGGUAGAACGUGAACUACUCGCCGUAGUAGAUGGAAUAAAGAAAUUCUACUUCUACUUAUACGGGGAUGAGUUUGUAUUGCAGACAGACCACAUGCCCCUGGAGUCACUGCGUACCUCUAAGAAUGCAAACUCCCGAAUAAUGAGAUGGGCUCUGUAUUUGCAACAAUUUCAGAUGCGAGUUCAGUACAUCCGUGGCCGAGACAAUGUCGGGGCCGACCACCAGGUGUCCCUACUUUGUGGGGUACCUGCACAUAAUCACCCCAGUUUCGCCCCUAGCAGCAGCAUCCUUAGGGAGGACGCCUUGGGUGCCUGGAGAGGAAGAAGGGGCUCUGAGGCCAAUCCUGACCUGAAGGCCGUUCAGAACACGCUCGUGUCUCCCAGAGAGGGGUGA
Molecule: messenger RNA, 3108 nt
Organism: Scylla paramamosain (green mud crab)
Lineage: Eukaryota; Metazoa; Arthropoda; Malacostraca; Decapoda; Portunidae
Exons: 7
Coding region: 1-3108 (1035 amino acids)
Biological process (GO): DNA integration
Molecular function (GO): nucleic acid binding
Source: RefSeq, a predicted model, not a curated record